This is a messenger RNA of Oppiella nova, 345 nucleotides long. NCBI's taxonomy places the organism in Eukaryota, Metazoa, Arthropoda, Arachnida, Sarcoptiformes, Oppiidae. The record is from the annotation of a GenBank genome assembly.
CGCUAUUUUCAAAAACUACUUAUUACUCUUCGCGAAGACCCAUCGCCGGUGGUGUCGGAGCCGGGAGUGAUGUCAGGCCAGGGGUACCACAACUACGAACGCCCGGUGAGGACCUCCUCGGGUGAUGACGAGGAGGAGGACCCGUUGGAGACUAUGCUCAACCGAACCGGUUGUAAAGAAUUGCAUUAUUCACUGCAGACACGCGCGUCCAUCCCAUUGACAACACAGGACUGUAUGGCGGAGCACAGGGAUUGGCGCCGGUGUCAAGACUUGGUCCAGAAGUUCAAGGACUGUAUGAUAGCCUACGAGAAGACUAAACAACACCACAAAACUAAUAGCGACAAA